Mauremys mutica (yellowpond turtle) is the source of this 2324-nucleotide messenger RNA. RefSeq names its product inhibitory synaptic factor family member 2B (gene INSYN2B). The record is from RefSeq and is a predicted model, not a curated record. The transcript is spliced from 3 exons. NCBI's taxonomy places the organism in Eukaryota, Metazoa, Chordata, Testudines, Geoemydidae. Gene Ontology annotation, biological process: inhibitory postsynaptic potential. Gene Ontology annotation, cellular component: postsynaptic density. Bases 228 to 1886 code for a protein of 552 amino acids.
CUCCUUUGAUUGGAUAUUUAAAUUAUUUAGUUUAUCUUGGUGAUUGGUCUAACUAGUAAUUUUCUCUGUAACAAAAUAAUAUUGGUAAAUGUGGGGAAAAAAUUGAAAAAAAAUCUCAAAACAGAAUAGAUUACCUAGAAAUAUAAAUAAAAACCAACAGAAUGAAAAGAAUUAGUUUCCUAAUCAAUAGUUAAAGUCUUCAUUUGCAUCUGGGGCAUAACCACCAGAUGCUGUUAGAAUGGCCUAAUGAAAUGGGUCGCAGAGAAACUUAUUACUUGCAGGCCUCAAACUGUGAUUCAAUGGCCCAGCAAAACAAGAAAAUGCGCCCUGUAUUACUCAAACGGAAUAGCCUGGAUUCAGUUGAUUUUAUGAGGCAGCCACACCACCGCAGGAGCAAAUCUCAGCAAGUCCGAUUCAAAGAUGAUGGUACAAACAAGAAGCCGAUUGGUGUCACUGAAAUGGACACUAAACCUGCCAAAGACACAACGCUCAUGAUUGAAAAGGCACAAAUAUCUAGGCACCAUAACCUGCCAAACUAUUCUCUCUCUUUCCCAAGGGCUCAGAAGGGGCAUCGGAAUAUUGCUAUUCAAACUUCUCCCAGCCUUAGGAAGCACUUUCCAGUUUUUAAAAAGAAAAAACUGACAACAAGUAAGUCUUUAAUGGAAAUGCCAACCGAGCCUGAAUGCUCUGUCCAAGUCAAUGGCAAUCUUUCUGAACAAGACAUGUCUUUGGACCUCUCUUACUUAAGAAUAACUAAACAUUUGGAAAAUGGAUCUAGAAGAGCCAAGACAUCCCAUCAGUUAUUUCAAAGAGAGUGUAAAGCACAAAGCAAUGGACCUAUCCACUCAGACUCAGAUACUUCCGCAAUACUGGAAAAGGCAACUGUUUAUAGACAGGUGCCUGAAUACAUACAUCUGACUUCUCCACAGGACAACAGUGCUUCUGUAUAUGCUUCAGACAUGUCCAUGGAUUUAAAUGAUUCAGGACGUUCUCCUACUACUAUGAGCCAAUCCAAUGAAAACUGUACACUGCCAUCCAAAUCAGGAAAAUCUCCUGCCUGCUUAAACAAUACCAGAAACUGCAAUGAAAUUAAUCCACAUUAUGACUCUUGUGAAGAAAAAAGUGUUUUGGAGUUACCUGAAUCCACUAAAGACACUAGCACUAAUGAAAACACUCCAUUAUCACCUUUGUUGAAUCAGAGUUCAUCACACUGCUUUCUCAGAGAUCAUCAACAGCUAACAGAGCCUGAAACAGAUUCGGACUGCAUGGUGCUGAUUAAUGAUAAUCAUGGAAUAACGUCAUUGACCAGCAGUAAUGAGUCAAAAUCUAUUCCCUCGUGUCACACUGAAACGGAUAAAACUUCUACACAGUCAUCUGUUCCAGAGUAUAGCAAUUAUUUAGAAGACUUUCACAUAAAGUCCCAUCUUCCAGGGAAUGAAAUUAAACCAGAAACCAACAAAGAGAUUAGAGACAUUAAUCAAAUUCACUUGGCACAUGGCGAACUAUGUGCCCUACAAGGCAGGCUGCAGUCCAUAGAGGAAUCUUUGCACUCAAACCAGGAGAAGAUUAAAGUCCUUCUGAAUGUAAUUCAAGACCUGGAAAAAGCCAGAGCCCUCAGUGAAGGGCGCAACUUCUACCGCACUGGCCAAGACCUCAACAACUGCAGCACUUGCCAGAACACUGCAUGUAUCAUUUACAGUGUGGAAUAUGACUUCAGACAACAAGAAGGCAGAUUUCAUCAGGUUUUGAAAACACUGGAUCAAGUGGAGCAAGCUCCUGCCAUGGCUCCAGCCCCCAAAUUACCACUUGACCAUCCAAUUCCCGAGAAACAGGAAUUAAGACGAAAAACAAAAAAGGUGAAAAAGAAAUGCUUCUGGUGGAUGUGAAUGCCUUUUAGCUGACAUACAGAAUUGAAGGACUACAUUUCAGAAGAUAUUAAAACAUAUAUACAGAGGCUUUAAUAUGUACAACUGUGAAACCACAAACAGAAAACUAAAAAAUGUCUAAGAAGGUAUUUGAAAACUCCAAAGCUUAGAAUGGAAUUUGCUCAUUUAACAAGCUCAGUGAAUAAAGACAUGAGUAUUUUGAAACGGGAUGCAAUCUAUCUCUUUGAUUCAAAAAGACAUCUUCAUAUGCUUCGUGAAGGCAAAAUUUUUACAUUCAAAUAAUGCUGAAGUUGUGAUUUAAAUUGAUAAAAACAAGGGCAAUCAAAGUAAAGGAAGCUGCUCCCAUAUGCAUUCCCACAUCAUGCUUAGUUUCAAACAAAACGGCCUAAAAGUCAUUCCCUGAUCUUGUCCCCAGUGGUGCAACCAAAAACUGUGGGG